Molecule: messenger RNA, 204 nt
Organism: Babesia bigemina
Lineage: Eukaryota; Apicomplexa; Aconoidasida; Piroplasmida; Babesiidae
Exons: 2
Coding region: 1-204 (67 amino acids)
Source: RefSeq, a predicted model, not a curated record
AUGGCAAACGUAGACGAGUAUGAGUGCAUCUCACCUUUUAUGUUUCUGAAGGACCAUGAACGCAGCACGGACGCAUUAUACUUCACCCCAAAGUUGAUAAUACUAGAAUAUGAUAUAGGAUUGGCAAUUACAGUAAUUCCAACCUUCACUGAUGCUGCCGUUGGAUACACCAACAUAGCGACAAACACGAGCUACGACAAUUAA